This is a messenger RNA of Scatophagus argus, 5770 nucleotides long. It is a transcript of the gene umodl1, whose product is annotated as uromodulin-like 1. The transcript has 17 exons. Lineage: Eukaryota; Metazoa; Chordata; Actinopteri; Scatophagidae. Gene Ontology annotation, cellular component: extracellular region; cell surface. The record is from RefSeq and is a predicted model, not a curated record. Gene Ontology annotation, molecular function: calcium ion binding; protein binding; peptidase inhibitor activity. Bases 1496 to 5065 code for a protein of 1189 amino acids.
CAAUGGUGGAGACUUUACAUUUAUUCUUUUGAUUUAAUAUUUGAAAGCGAAACACACAUUUUCACUGUGAGUGUAUUGUUUUGAAUAGCCACAUUUUGAUUUUAGCAAAUGAAAAAAAUAGAUCUUUCAGUUUUUAAAAACUAUUACAUAUAUGCAGCCAUGUAAUUGGUAGUUUUGAACAGUGAGGUGCAGAUAUAAUAUGCAUGUAACUGCACGCCCACCUGACUCCCAUGAAACUAAUUAGGUUUGUGACUAAAAGGAAGUCACUAUUGUACAGCAGUGGGUUUGUGUCAUUACUGAACUCCAUUGGGGACUAGUUGCUCUGUUUAUUUGGCCUGCAGGCCUUUCAUGGAAAUCUUUGUCAGCUACAGUACCUGGCAACUCUCUCCUGAUUCAGGUGUGGCAUUGGAGGUGAAAAUAUUUUCUUCAUAUACACUGAAUAUGACCUAAUGUUGAAGUUUUUAUUUUGUGGUUUGACUUAAUGUAUUGUGACCUUAGUGGACUCUCUAGCCUGUAUCCCUGCACCACCCUACAUCCACAUUCUCUUGUGCGUCAGCAUGUAACCAGCAAUUACCACUUAAUGACAGAGGGAAGGUUAAUCAGGCACGUUUUCACACCUCAUUACUGUAAAAGGAGAGCCAUUACAUUAAUCAUUAGAUUUAUUAAGAAUGUAAAAAUAUGCAUGAAAUGAAUUUAAAAAAUACUGUAGGAUUUUCUGAUAUGAAACAUGUACAAAAUGUGUAUUCAUGUUCUUAAUGUAAAAGUAAGGACAGAAUCUUGAUGUGGUCUUUUUUUUAAAACAUAUCUUUGACGGCCAGAGUAUCCCACUGGUCCUUCAUAUAAUGAGAAUGAAGACAUGUGGGAAAAUGGCAGGGAAGUUCUCACUCCUCCUUACUUGACACUAAUGGCUGACACAGGCUGUUAAUGCCAGCCGCAUAGCAAGUACUGCCAUGGUUACCUGUGUGGAAACCAAGCCAUUAGGGACUCUGACUCCUCCCAUCCCACAUCUCUCUCCCUGACAUUAUAAACAUGUUUACUGACCCUGAUUCUGCCACAGAAUGAGUAAAAUGACGAAUUAUCUAUUCUUCAAAAAUGAAAGUGAGGCCUGAUUUUCUUUUGUGUUAACAAGUGAAUCGAAGACAUUUCUCUUUGUAUCAUACUGACUCACUAGCUUGUCAUGCAGGCAUACGUCACGGCAAUGUAGGAUGUCAAAUUGUCUAAAUAUUGUUAUAUUCUUGCAAAGGUGAAUGUAAUUUCAGUACACUAACAUUUGUAACUGAAAAUAUUCACAUAAAUCGAGUGCUAACAGCAACUGUUGGCUACCAUGAUUUUGUGAUCCACUGGGGACUGAUGGUGCAACAAGGGGAGGAGACAGAUCCACGGAGGAUUUGGUCUUUGAGAACAUCCUUAACAGUCAGUUGUCAUCAUCUCAAAGAAAAACGUGCACCUACAAUGUGGUCGUUAAAUGUGUGGAUGAGAUUUUGAUCUGUGAAAAAUGAGUUGGAUGCUCUCCAUCUGGGUGGCUGCAGCCCUGCUGGCUCUCUGUAGGGGAGAAAACACUGUGCAUGAAGGAAAUAGCCUGUCUCCAUUUGGCUACCACCUAUGUAUUCGUAAUGAGACAAGGAAUGUGACUUUCCUAGCGAUGCAUAAGGUUCCCUAUACUGUGACGAAGCCUUGUGGUGACUGGCUGCUCUGGAAGACAUGUACAGUGACACUUUACAGGAUGAUCCAUCAAACUGAGUACAAGACAGUGAUGCAGCAGGUGACCAGGUGCUGCGAUGGCUACGUUCAAGUUGGUCGUUACUGUGCCCUUCCUGUAAACAGGAGUGGGGAGUUCACUGCCAAGCCAGGAUCCUGUCCAAGUGCUGAUGGAUUGUAUCCCGGAUCUGAGGACUGUGAGUGGGACAUAGACUGUCCAGGCUGGCAAAAAUGCUGCCAGAGAUUGAAUCGCUCGCUCUGCAGUGAUCCUGCAAGCUCAACAAAUUACUCUGAGAAUGGAGGAUACCGUUUUAAUGCAACAGUGACGGUGAAGACAGAUUAUGAGCAACUGCUGUCCAAGGACAAAGGACAUCUGAAUCACACAAGACUACUACAGGCAAUGGUGACUGGAGCUCUGCAGUCUGAUGUUUCUGUUUAUUACCUGAGCUCAUGGCCCGUGUAUCCCUACAGAACGGCAACUUCACUGCUGAUUGACUGUAACUUUACUCUUUCACUGUACAACGUCACAUCAAAGCUGCAUCUUCUCCUCAAACACAUACAGGAAGUGUCAUCUGUAACCGUGGAAGAUGUAGAUGAGUGUACACAGUCUGCUCUCCAUCAGUGUUCCCCUCAGGCAGACUGUAACAACACAGUGGGCUCCUACCAGUGUGCCUGCCACCAAGGAUAUUCUGAUGUUGACCCGAGAAACCCUGGAGCCCAUUGUUCAGCUGAUGUCAGUGUGUCAACCACCACGGAGCUCCAGUGGACAAUAUCACCCAACCUCACCUACACUCCAGCUUCAAACACCACACAGGUCCCUCAGGGCCACAGCACCACAAGUCUUUUCAACUCCACUGAGACCAGCAUGGCUACAGCUCUGAGUAACACAGGUUCUGUCCCUUACAAUUCAUCAUACAGUCUGCAGUGGACAAGUUCUGCACCUUACACCAGCAUGAGCUCAGUUGCAGAGUCUUCUCUGCCAACAACCACAUGCUCCCCUCCCAGCAUCACCAGCUUAUGGUCAACUAAUGUCACUGGAACCUCGUUCUGUCUCUACUGGUCCAGCCAGUUUCAGAUGAACCAGACUUACCAGAUUGGUGUAAGCAAUGGGUCAGAAAUCAUCACCUGGUACACUAAUCGGACCAUGAUGAAAGUGACAGGACUGCACCCAGGAGUGCUCCACCAUGUUACUGUCACACCUUUUGCUUGUGGAAGCCAAGGAACUGCCCUUCAUAUAUCAGUCAGGACUGAUGCUCAGACUGUUGAUGCCACAGCACGACUUACCAACAUCCAGUUCACUGCUGAUCUGCAGAACACCAGCAGCCAUGCCUAUAAAAACCUCACUGAGAGUAUUAUACAAGAGAUCUACCAGUCUCUGUCUCCAGAGAUGAAAGCCAUGGUGGAUUCACACCAGUUGAGAAUUGAAAUCAGAGGCUUCUACCCUGGGAGUGUGGUGGUCAACUUCACCUUCAUCUUUACCCCCAGUGAAAACCAAGACAUCAGGAAUGUGUCUACAGCUCUGCUUGGCUCCCUAAUGAACAGCACCAAAUACACUGUGGAUGAAAACAGCACAAGCAUUAAUGAUUUUAAUGAAUGUGCUUCAGGGCAAAAUGACUGUUCCCAGUGGGCUACAUGUACAAACACUUGGGCCUCCUACACAUGUGUUUGUUGGGAGGGCUUUAUAGACAACAACCCACAAAGGCCUGGGCGAACCUGUCAAGCAAAUCCUACCUUGGACACAGAGACAGUCAUUACAUCAACAACUGAAAUAUUUUCCACUACAGACCCAUUUACCACACUGGUUUCUGCCACUUCUUCACUGAUACACACAGUUGUCCCAGUUGUAACUAAUGCUGAAGCUACCACAACUUAUUAUGCUACAACCACCACUCCUACUUCAACAACAACCACUAGUGUUCCUACAACCACCACUACUGCUGCAAUUGCCCCAACAAACACCAACACCAACCCAAUGACCACAACUAACCUGACAACCUCCACUAUCAACCCAACGAUCACUACUGGCCCAACCACCAUUAUCAACCCGACAACAACCACUACUAACCCAACAACCACUACUACCAACCCAACAAUCACCACCACCGACCCGACCACUACUACUACCAGCCCAACAACCAUUAGAACUGGCUUGACCACCACUACCAACCCAACAGCAACCGCUACUACCAACCCAACAACCAUCACCACCAACCCAACCACCACUACCAACCUAACAACAACCGCUACUACCCCAACAACCACCACUACCAGCCCAACAACCACCACUAUCCACUCCAUUCCAUCAACCAAUGCUACUGUCCAGAGAACCGCCACCAAUGCCUCUAUGGAAGGAGCCAUCUCAGUCCAGUGCAGAGUUGCUGCCAUCACUGUGUCAGUUUCCAGGGAUUUUCUUCUGAGCACCAAGAUCAGAGAGAGCACCCUAUAUUUGGGCUCACUGGACUGUGGCGUCAACGGAGGCAAUGCCACCCAUGCCCAACUGACCGUGGCCUGGAAUGAGUGUGCCACUUUGCUUGUGCAUAAUGAAACCCACUACACAGCAUUAGUAAAGCUGUUUAACACUAUGGAUCAGUACACUUCACCUAGUGGUACAGUUGAGGCACCCAGAAUACAUCUGGAGGUUCCCAUCAUUUGUGGCUACUUGAAGAGCAUGCUUGUCUCUGCUGACUUCAGCUCCAUGGGGUAUGACAUGUUCGAAGAUGGCAUCAUGGGCUUUGGGUCAUUUCAGGUGACAGUGCAGCUGAUGAAUGGCACAGUACCUUUACCCUACAACUACAGCUUGUCCCCUGAAGAGGCUGUGGUGGUGGAUGUCAGCCUCAACACCUCCUCAGAGCAGAUUAAAGUAGUUAUCAACAGAUGCUGGGCCACUCCCACCCAACACCCAACAGACACCAACAGCUAUGUCUUCCUGGAGAACGGCUGUUCCUUGAACUCAUACACCAAAGUGUUGAGCAAUGGGAACUCCAGCACAUCUCGUCUGUCUGUACAGAUAUUCUCCUUUGUCAACCUGAAUGUGAUCUAUCUACACUGCCAUGUCCAGAUCUGUGCACAGAUUGGAUCAGACACCUGUGUGCCUGACUGCAUUCAAAGAACAGCUCGGUCUUCAAAGACAAUCGGAUCAGCUUUCGGUUCUACUGGGCCUCUCCUGAAGUUAGAUCAAGAUGCCUUGGACGAGGAAUACAGCACUCUUCACAUAGUUGGACUCUCUUGUCUCGGAAUUGGCCUGUCACUCUGUUUCAUCAUUGCUUUUGUCUGCCUUUUCUACUACCAAAGGAACCGCAUUGGACACUACAACUUCAGCGUCAAACCCAAGCAGGAGAACUUCACCUACCUUGUCUUUAACGCCUAGGGGUACGUUAAAGACAAGGUAUUGAAAAAGAUUCUUGCUGCAGCAGGAUAUAUUUGGUAGGCUAUGACAGUAGGCUGCAGCUACCACUGAGUGGCGCUAUUGUUUCAUACAUUGCAAGUCUUUGCACAUUAAACAAUGAAUAAAGUAAGUAAGUAAUUAUAUUUCAUCUGUCCCCUCAGCAUAUAUUUAAGAUAUUAAAAUGACAGAGUAGUUAUACACUGGGUAAUGUCAAAUAUGUGAAUGUAAAUAUUUUGUGACUAUUUAACAUUUAAAAAUGAAUGGAUAUGAACUUAAAAAUGUAACUUUUCUGUCUUGAAAGUUUUAAGCUACAUUUUGUCUUUAGUCAAGACCAGCUCAGAGAUAUGAUAUCACUGGAGACAAAACAUACUCAACUAAAUUCAGAAUAUGGAAAUUACCCACCAAGUGUGGAAGAUAUUUCACUGCAUGAUUCACAUAAAAAUAUAAUGUAAUGCUAUUGCACUAAACUAGCUUGUAUCGUGCUGUAUAAAUGAUCAUGUCAAAUAUUCAUAAAGUGUACUAUCUGCAAUAUGGUGAAGCACAGCAAACACUUUAUUUUCUUUUAGCUGCUAUUUUUGUACAACUACAUUGUUUUUAUUUGUCAAACAUCUGAAACAUACUCUCUGUUCUCACUUGUUACUGCUGGAAGUGGUGUGACAAUAAACAUGUCCUGUAUGAAUGCAAACA